This is a messenger RNA of Cavia porcellus (domestic guinea pig), 1087 nucleotides long. RefSeq names its product LSM1 homolog, mRNA degradation associated (gene Lsm1). NCBI's taxonomy places the organism in Eukaryota, Metazoa, Chordata, Mammalia, Rodentia, Caviidae. The transcript has 4 exons. Gene Ontology annotation, molecular function: RNA cap binding. Gene Ontology annotation, cellular component: Lsm1-7-Pat1 complex; P-body. Gene Ontology annotation, biological process: deadenylation-dependent decapping of nuclear-transcribed mRNA. Bases 386 to 787 code for a protein of 133 amino acids. The record is from RefSeq and is a predicted model, not a curated record.
UUGAGACCACCACGGGAGUUUCCAGGACUUCGGGAAGAAGACCGCAAGAGCAAGGGGCCAUGCUCCUUAAAUGGGAAUAUACAUUUUCCUACCUUCCAGCACUCUACAUGCCUCUUCCUUGCUUAUCGGGGCUGGUAGCGCCGUGUACCCGGAUGCUCGACUGGCCCACCUCUUCCGGGAGACGAGCAGGCUGUAGCCGGAAGUAGGUGGGGAAUAUGAAGGCGCUUCCGGCAGGCCCGGGCCGCGGCUCGCUGGGCCAAAUCUGCUGGUUGGGGUCGGCGUUCCGCUCCCGGUCCCGCCAAGGCGGCGACUGCGGUUGGAGUAAGGAGGUGUCAGGCGUGCUGACCCACCUCCGCUGUCCAUUACAACUUCAUCUGAGUUCAAAAUGAACUAUAUGCCCGGCACCGCCAGCCUCAUCGAGGACAUCGACAAAAAACAUUUGGUCCUGCUUCGAGAUGGAAGGACACUUAUAGGCUUUUUAAGAAGCAUUGAUCAAUUUGCUAACUUAGUGCUACAUCAGACUGUGGAACGUAUUCAUGUGGGCAAAAAAUACGGUGAUAUUCCUCGAGGGAUUUUUGUGGUCAGAGGAGAAAAUGUGGUCCUCCUAGGAGAAAUAGAUUUGGAGAAGGAGAGCGACACACCCCUCCAGCAAGUGUCCAUCGAGGAGAUCCUGGAAGAGCAGAGAGUAGAGCAGCAGACCAAGCUGGAAGCGGAGAAGCUGAAGGUGCAGGCGCUGAAGGAUCGAGGCCUCUCCAUCCCCCGAGCAGACACUCUGGAUGAGUACUGAGUCCUGGGAUGUCACUGCAACAAGGUGACAUCCUGCUCGCCACGAUUUUUGACCUGAGAAUUAGUUUGGUCAUUUUUAUUUUUAAUGCUGUCACAUGUGCAGCAAGAAGAUAUCCUGUGGGAUUUUGUUUUGUUGUUUCAAGUAACAAAAAUCCUCUUUAAAGGGACAGCGGCAUGGACUCCAUGCAGCCGGCACCUUGGAGCCAGCACCUUGUCUUUGUAUUGAUUUUCAUACCCCCAGUUAGAGUUUACAGAGGAUACUCUUCAUUUUCUUGUAAAUAAAAUAUGAAGCUCAAAACCA